AUGGUUUUCUCCACUUCCCAGUGGCCUUGGGCCAACCAAGGUGCAGAGUGGUAUGGCAGGGUGACCCGUUACACCGGUCGCAAGACCCAGGAGCUGCUUCUGAUGGACGUCCUGGCAGAGCUGGGCCGGGUGAGUAGCGAAGCAUUGCAGCUGCUACGCACCGUGCGCGCCUUGAACGCGGAGGAUUUGCAUCGGCGACUCUUCCAGCGACAGAAUGACAUCAUCAAUGCCACACAGCGCCAGCGAGGCGUAGCCCUUGGAGUCUUCUCAGCUGCCAGCAACGGAUUGGGCGUACUGCUACAGAUGGUGACCUUGCUGAUCGGCAGUAGCGCUGUGUUGGCGGGAUCCAUGACAGCAGAGGCGCUCGCGACCUAUCUGCUGUAUCUGGACACUGCAGUGGACAGUGCCUUGGAGCUGGGUAUAGAGUGGUCUUCCUGCAACGAUGCCCUGGGCUCCGCCGAGCGCGUCUUAGGGAUUCUGGCCCAGGGCGUCACGCGGCCGAAGGGUUCGAUUUCUGCAGGCAUGGCAGUACCGAAAGGAGAUGUGCUCUUCGACUCGGUCUGCUUUGCCUAUCCAUCAAGGCCACAGCAUCAGGUCUUGGCCAACGUGUCCUUACACUGCGCGGCAGGGAAGACCACGGCGCUGGUGGGCUUCAGCGGUUCAGGCAAAUCUUCCCUGCUGAGUCUUCUGCUUCGCUUCUAUGACUUGCAGGAGGCUGAGGGUUGCGUGAAGUUUGAUGAUGCCGACGUCCGGCAGUUGGAUCCAGUCUGGUUGCGACGGCAGUUGGGACUGGUGCCACAGAGUCCGCGACUCUUUCGCGGAAGCAUUGCAGAGAAUAUCGCCUGGGGCUAUCCCAGUGCCUCCUUUGCAGAAGUCCGUGCUGCGGCCCAAAGCGCCCUGGCGGCGGAGUUCAUCGAGGAACUACCCGAGGGCUAUGACACCAUCUGCUCUGAUGACAAACUUCUGUCUGGAGGUCAACGACAGCGCAUUGCCCUGGCACGCGCUCUGCUGCGAGACCCGGCCGUGCUGCUCUUGGAUGAACCGACCAGCGCCCUGGACCCCAAGUCCAGUGCACUGGUUUCCCAAGCCUUGGAGCAGGCACAGUGGUCCACGCGACGGAAUUGCCACCGGACUGUGAUUAUCGUCGCGCAUGACCUGCGCCUGGCUGCCGUGCAACGAGCAGAGAAGAUCGUGGUCAUGGAUCGAGGUUGGGAAAUGCGGGGCGAAAGACAUCGCGUCAUGGGACGGAUCUGGGACCUGGAGCCAUGGCCCACCUCUUUCCGACUUUUCAAAGGGAAGCCACCGGCGGAACCACCCAUCCAUUGUGGUGGGGCGGCAGAUGAGCAGAAGGAGUUACUGGAAACCAUGCAACUGAGAUCAGCUGGAGAACGGAGCACGGGGAGGAAAGAGGAUGGCCCCGCAACCAAGCAGCUGAAGAAUUACAUGGCGGAACAGGAGGGCCAGCCGCCGCCGAAAGCCUGUGCUGGUCCGAAACAUGAUUUCAGUGGAAUGAAGAAGGAGACCUUGAUAGCGACGCCUUUCAAGAUUGAGAGGCCGUGGACUGAGAAAACUCCUGAUGAGAACGCCCCCAAGGAACCACCAGGCCUCACACCAGGUCGACCACUGGGUCGUGGUCCAAAGUUUCCUGGUCGAGAGGAACUGAUCAACGAAGGUCCAUUUCCAUUGAGGUCUCGAAUAGCUCAGUUGGCUACACACGUCUACUAUCUCUGGGGCGAGGCCAAAUUCACGGAUUAUCUGGCUCGUGGAACUCCCGCGCAAACCGCAGCGCUGAAUCUGGAGCACUUUGCCCGUCAGGCGCACCAUGCAGCGGGCCAACUGCUGGAGGAUUCCCAUGUGCCGUUGGCAAGGCCACCACCCAACUUGCCAGUGGAGGUCAGCGAAAUCCCACUGCUGCUGCUACCUUUGAGGCAUGGAGUGGAAACUGUCAGAAAGCAUGGAGAAUUUCUGUAGUCUCACAGCCCAGGAAGAUCUGAAGCGAGGCCCAAAACA
Molecule: messenger RNA, 2010 nt
Organism: Cladocopium goreaui
Lineage: Eukaryota; Dinophyceae; Suessiales; Symbiodiniaceae
Source: the annotation of a GenBank genome assembly